Botrytis porri is the source of this 531-nucleotide messenger RNA. RefSeq lists its product as uncharacterized. The record is from RefSeq and is a predicted model, not a curated record. The transcript is spliced from 2 exons. The coding region runs from base 1 to 531 and encodes 176 amino acids. Lineage: Eukaryota; Fungi; Ascomycota; Leotiomycetes; Helotiales; Sclerotiniaceae.
AUGACUUACAACGUCCCCCCGCGAGGAUACAUGUAUGCCAUUCGAACAAAUGAACUAAUCGAGAAACAUUUACGGGACUUGGAUGCGAAGGAUUGGACUAUUGUACAACGCCAUGAAUACGAACGGAAAGUACGGCAGCGAGCUUUGCAACUAAUCGACCAGGCAGUUGCGAACUAUCCAGAAGAUGUCCACUUGACUGGAUAUAUGGCAGAUCUUAAUUGGUAUUAUGAGUAUGGUGAUAAAAGGGUUCCGUUUCCUUACCUGUCCCCAGCAGAAAAUGCGAGGAACUACCUGAUCAAAAAUCCAGGCGUCAAUGUUCACGAUUCUAUUCGAGAUUGUAAUAUACCCACGUCACGAGGCGGUCGAGCUGGUGGUGGCCAGAACGGCCAUGGUGGUGCGAACCAAAGUAGUGACGUUCUUGGACAAGUUGAUGUAACACCAUCAGAUCUAUUUACAUCUUUACCAACAGCGGUUUGGAGCUCUACCCGCCAUCAGACUUCGUCAAGCACCGGAGGUGGAUUGGGGUCAUGA